Molecule: messenger RNA, 474 nt
Organism: Gossypium arboreum
Lineage: Eukaryota; Viridiplantae; Streptophyta; Magnoliopsida; Malvales; Malvaceae
Product: secreted RxLR effector protein 161-like
Exons: 1
Coding region: 1-474 (157 amino acids)
Source: RefSeq, a predicted model, not a curated record
AUGGAGCUUUUAUUUCACAAGAAAAGUGUGGUGAAAAAGUUUAAGAUGGAAAAUGCUAAAGCGGCUAGGACACGUAUGAUUAUUGGUGAGAAACUGUCUAAAGAUGAGAAGGGAAUGCCUACAAAGACCACUUAUAGAAGUAUGAUUGGUAGUCUCUUAUAUCUUACUACUAGUAGACCUAAUUUAUCAUUUAGUGUGAGAGUAUGUGCUAGAUACCAGGAAAGUCCAAGAGAGUUGCAUGUUAAAGUCAUGAAGAGAAUUACUCGAUAUGUCCAUGAAACUACUAAUUUGGGAAUUUCAUUCUCAAAGGAUAAUGCUAUGAGUCUAGUUGGUUAUAGUGAUACUGACAAGCCUAGUAACAUCGAUGAUAGAAAGAGUACAUCAAGUGGUUGUUUCUAUAUUGGUUUGAACUUGGUGUCAUGGUACAGUACGAAGCAAGCUUCAAUUUCAUUGUCUACCACAGAAGCUGAGUAG